AACAGAACCUUUUCCACGGGAGCCGUCAGCAGCGCGGGUCGGCCGCGUCUCAGAAGCAGCAUGUCGCAGCCUUUACGCGCUGGUUCUAUUUUCUACGCGCGACGCCUCUGAAACGGGUCAAGUUCGACAUUUUUGGGGAAGGAAAGACAGGAAAUCGGAUGCGGAAAUGGAGAGAAGCUUCCGAGAUUUUCAGAAUAAAGAACGUACUGCCUUCUGGUUGCUUUGCUUUUAAAAAAGGUUACUAACUGUGCGGCCCCGUGAGAAGUUAUCACCUAGCUAGCAGUCUCCUUUGUUUUUCAGGUCCGUAUUGGCGAUUAUAAAACAUACAGAACAUAAAACACAAACCUUGUUGUAGUUUUCUCCUGCUUGUUGUUGUGUUUACUGACGAAGUCACUCGUGUGACUUCGUGCUCUGUCGGUGACGGCUGCUCCCCUGCUGCUUCGCGUCUCGUGGGAAGGGCCAAGCAGCAGCUUGUGCGAGCAAGACGUGCUGCUGCAGUAACGUGCUGCUGAUGGCUCCCGUGGAAACCCGGGGUUAGACUAGAGAACACUCCAGAUGUGUUGAAUAAACAAGUAAACCACAUCUUUAAUAACAGCAAAACUGGGAGCAGAGUAAACUUAACAAGAGGGGUAAAACAGAUGAAAAUUAGCACUAAAGGGAGCUAAACAGAGACAGAUGUGUACAGUCAACUGGUGAGCUGAGGGAAAUCAAGCUGAACCAAAACAGAAACAAAUCCUGGAAAAAUAACUUUACAGAUCUUUGCAGAACUGUUAGAAAACAGGGUUUAUCCUUGGUAUACCGUCACUUUUUAUAACAUGCCACCCUUUAUAAUCCUGCUGGUAGUGUAAAUGUCCACCUGAGAUGGUCUAAAGACGUAGGUACUAAAUAUUUGCAUGAGUGCCAGUCAUCAUGGAUAAAACUGAAGUUCACAGCCUACACUACGCUGUCCGUGCAGGUUGGAUUUAACAGAUCAAGGACUUGAGAAACAAUGAUUGGUUUAAAGAUAACCCUAAUUCUUUAGAAAUGCAUUUUCAGAAGCUGACUCUCAUUUUAGCCACGUCAUAUUCCUCUGUUCAUGUUGAAAGUCGUGGUUCCAAGACAUGAACAGAAUCACAUAAUCUGCAAGCGGAGGGGACACCCAGGGGUUCUGAAACUAGAUUCCUUCUUUUUGACAACUACAUCUCAAGAUCCUCAGUGGGUUGGAGAUGAUGAGCAGCCCAGAUGGAGGCCAACCAUUACUGGGCUAAACUUAGUCCAGAGAAUAUGAAUUGCAGGACAUGGACACGUUAUACCCCCACAGCAACCCCUACUAACUGCCUGGAGAUAUAACCUAUUCUCUUUUUGUUUGUUGAUUUUUAAAGUCCUUCACCACAGCUAAAAUUUACUGGAGCAAUUAGUUUGCUGCUGAUCUUGUUCUAAUAUUUGUUCUUCUGGAUUUGUGAUAAAUGACAUAAAUUAGAAAUGCAAUGAAAGAAAGCUUUUAAACUGAACAUUUUACUUGUUGCAAGCAUGUAGACAUACGUGUGACUAAAAUAUUAUUCACAUAUUAUAUGAAGGCUUCAAUACACAGAUGCACAAACAUUUAUGAUUUUAGAUUUUUUGCUUGCCAUAAGGUGUGUCAGACAGAACAAUGAAAAACUCCUGCGAAUAGAGAGAGACAGGGAGAAAGGAGGGGUAAUAUGAAGACAGAGGUGGGAAUUGGCUAGUCACUUGACACUAUAAAAACCUCUGACAUGAACUCAGACUCAGUUUGCUUUCUUCUCAAGCCCAUUAGAGACAGACAUAAAGCAGGAGUAGCAGUAACUUGACAAGUACUUCUGUUUGGUUUCUUCAGAAGAGAUGGAUCUUGUAAACAAAAGCUUCAAUGGUAACAUCUCCUCUGGAAAUGAAGACCAGAACAACACGAAUCAAAUUAAAUGUCUACUUCUACCUGAUGAUUUGUCCUUCUCAGUGAUUCCACCAUACAUUAUGAUUAUCGCCAUAUUGGGAAUUCUACUAAAUAUCUUUGUGUUGAUGGUUUUCUGCCUCCACAAGAAGUCCUGCACCACAGCUGAGAUCUACCUGAGCAACAUGGCUGCAGCUGACCUCCUUCUGGUCUCAUUUUUGCCCUUCUAUGCGUUUUAUGUUUUAAAGCGUUUUGACUGGACUUUUGGUUUGGCCAUGUGCAAACUUGUCAGCAUGAGCAUUCUGAUGAAUACCUACAGCAGCAUCUACUUCAUGGUUCUGAUCGGCAUUGAUCGGUACUUGGCUCUGGUGCACCCACUGUUCAGUGAAGGAAUACGAAGACCAAAGUUUGCCAAACUAGGUUGUGUGGUGGUUUGGAUUCUGGGAUUCCUCUUUAGUCUUCCAGCUCUCAUCCACAGGGAUUUGACAGCACCCAUUAAUAACACUAAAUCAAAUUGUUUCAUGAAUUUCCCCAGCCAUAAUGUACAGCUAACAAGUGACUUGUCACUCUCUGUACUUGGAUUCAUCAUUCCCAUUUUCAUUAUUUCCUUUUGCACCAUUAAAAUAAUCAAAUCUCUGAAAAACAGAAUAACAGAAGGAGUAAAUGCAAAGAAGGUGGAUCACAAGGCGACCACUUUGGUUCUGGCUGUUCUUCUGGCGUUUUUGAUCUGUUGGGUUCCGUACCACCUGGUGAAGAUACUAUAUUUUCUCAAAGAUGCUAAACUUUUUACUAGUUGUAGUGUUUUCAAACUCUUGCAUAUCUGCAGCCAGAUCUUCACCUACUUGGCCUACUUCAACAGCACUCUCAACCCCAUUCUCUACGUCCUUGUUGGGAAAAACUUUCAGAAAAAAGUGAAAGAACUUUUCAGACAGUGGGAUCACAAACGGACCUCAACCUUGAGCAACACAGUGAGCACAAAGCUGCCAAGAAGCAAUAGAUCUUCACAUAACAUUGUCUGAAAAGCUUGUGAUUGUCUUUCAUUAAGGUAUGUUUCAUUUUUUUUAUUUUAUAAGGAUAGUAGAAAGAAGAGCAUGUUCCCUAACAUUUUACCUAUAGGGUUGGGAAAAAAAGAAAGGCAAAAAAAUAUGAAUGACACUCCUUUGUGUAUUUCUGUAAUAUGGUGAUAACCCCACAUUUUUAGUAAAGUCCAACUUCUUUUCUUUAAUUUAGAAGUUUAACAAUAAGAGAAGAUAUGCAGCAUUGUGAUGUCUGACUUAUUUCAUUGAUUGUGUAACUUAUGUGGAAAAAAAUAUGGCAGAGACAUGAAAGGUUGGCAGGGGCUACGUGAUGGUGCAGCUGAUAGUAUUGUUGCCUUGCAGUAAAGGUUACAGGUUCAAAACUUUCUGAAAAGAGAGUGCAUGUUCUCUCCAAGCUUGCAUGGGUUUUCCACGGGUUCCUCAGUCCAGAAACAUGCAAAUGAGCUUAUUCGCCUGCAAUGCUACAUCUUCCAUUAUUACAAUGCUUUGUAUACGGGUAUCUGCUAAAUAAACUAUAUUUCUGACAUUGAGUUAGUAAAAAUUGCAAAAAGAGAGAGGAUUUCACUUUUUUUUGCAUUGCAUGUAAUUUGGUGAUUCCAGUUUUGUUUUGUCACACGAAGUGCACGAGUUUUCAUAGCCAUGAAAAUCCACAUAAGUUUUUAAGUGACUGUCUGAUAAUUUAUGAAAUACUAAUGUUUAAACAGAGGCUUUAAAAUAGUUUCAUUUUUGCACUAAACACGCCCACAUCAGUUACUUUCUACAAAGAUGAAAGGCGUGAUGAUUUCUGAUCAAAUGCACUAAAAUCCUUUCUAUAUCAGUAUAGUUUUACACGAUCUUUAAAUCAGCUUUCAUUCUACCACUCACACCCUAAAACAUGUUUGAAUAGAUAUGCUACAUAGUACCACAUUACUAAUCCUACUACAAGUGUAGUACUUUGUGACAGUUUGUGACUCAUCUGUAGAUCUGCCUGUGUGUAAUGUGUCUUCAUAUUUCCAAAGAAUAGUUGUGAAAAUUCAUGAUAACUCUAAACUGGUUUUGUGGGAGUACAUAAAGCUGAUCUUGUAUAUUGCUGCUGUACGAUGUUCCAUGACAUCUGUACGUGUCUGUAACCGCUGCUUUAAUUUUCACGUUUCUCAGCUAUCCAGUGUUUGAGGGCAGCAUGCCAAAUUUGCGCAAUGAUUUUUGUUUCCUGCUUCUUGUCCUGUUGCUCAGAAGAAAGGUCUCAGUAACACCUCAUCUGUUUAACCGUUCAUGUUCUUUGUUUACUGUAUAAAACAGCAGCAUGACAAUACAGCAGUAUACAAUGGUAACUGGAUCGUGUAUUUCACAGUCUUCUAUUUUGUGUGAGUUUUUUAAGUUACCUGUGAUUUUUUUUAAUUCUUUUUUGUUUUAAAUCCGUUUAAAUAAUGUAUAAUAUAAAAGAAUGAAUGCUGAACUACUGCUGUACUGGUUUUUCUUUUUUAAAGGAGACUGAAAUGAGCCACAGUGGAGCUCAGUAGUUAUUGUUCUGUGUCAAAAUGACUUACAUUAAAUUGUUUAUUGUAUAAUACAGAAGCAUGAUAAUAAAGAACCAGAACAAAAUGUAAAAUAGUAAUCAGAUCUUCUUUUUUUGUGUGAUUUUUCAUUUAAAACCAAUGUAAAACAUUAUGAUCCAAAACCUUUUAUUCAUCUUUUUCUACAAAAGGAGACUGAAACAAGUCACAGUGGAGCUCGGUAUUACUUUAUAACUUUGUGUCACCCAGCCCUGCUGGGUAUAAAUACUGCAAGGAGAUCCAACAUGUAUUUUAGCUCCAUGCCAUAGAGUGAUUUAUAAACAUGCAGUAGCGCUUUGAAAUUGAUUCUGUAGAUAACCAGUGUAGAGAUUAAAGAACAGGAAUUAUGUGCUCUGUAUUCUUGGUUCUUGUUAAGACUGUAGCAGCAGCAUUCUGAAUAAGCUGCAGCUGCUACACUGCUUUUCUGGGAAGACCAGCCAGAAGAUCAUUGCAAUAGUCCAGCCUGCAGGAGAUUAAUGCACAAAUUAGUUUCUCUAGGUCCUGUCUGGACAUAAGAACUUUGACCCCGGUUCCACACUGGAUGCAUCAGCAGUGCAAAACAGCAGCAGAACGGUUUACUCGAAAACUUCAAAGCUGUCCUUUUCACACCGGGAAAGUCUUGGCAGUGGCAUGGCUUCCUCGCUGUCCUCUUUGCUGGACUUGUGAGAUUACAAGAUUCCUCAAGACUUCAGGUCACGGUUUGUGCAGGCCGUUGGGUCACAUGUAAGCUUGAUAUAUAUGAAAUUGCAUCACUGCAGUACCUUUAUUUUGAAAUUUACCAAGGAUUUUUCACUGAAACUGGAAAAAAUAGAACCCGAUCCUAUCUUUAGCAGCGCGGUGCUUCUGGGACAUGUCUGGAAAUCGCAUAGUUGCUGCUGGUUUCAAACAGCCCAAAUACUAUAACGGAUUCUAUUUGAAGCAGUGACGUUCCGCUGCGGUUCCGUUCUGCUGAUGCUUUCAUUGUGAAAGUGGGAUGUGUCUUUCUAUUUAAUGAAGAUGAUAAAACUCUGAUCUAGUUACAGUCUUAAUGUGAGCAGUGUGUCAUCUGUUUAUAAUCUGAUGACCUGACCUUGUGGGAGCUUGUAGAGAUUAAAGAGCAGUGGUCCAGGAAUCAAAACUUGUGGGACCCCACAUGUCAUGGUGAUCUGCUUUGAUUUGUGAUCACCACAUAACCCAUCUUCGAGAUAUGAUCAGAACCAACUGUGAGCUGUGCCUGACAGUCCCACACAGUUUAUGAUUGUUGGAAUGAGUGUCUACAGGUGUAAGCUAUAAUGAAUGAACUCAUGUCACAAUAAAAGGACGGGUAAGGCUCCACCCACUGUGUGGAAAAGGACUGUCUGUCACAAGCGGUAGCAGAUGGCGGAGGUGCAGUGGUGGAGUCCCCCGUCAUGAAAGAAGACUGUAUGAUUCUCUCGUUUAUUACCACUCAAAUUCCAGUACAAGGGCGCAGCCCGAAAGCGACUCUGCUAACAGGUUAUGGGCCCAGAUGAGCGGCGGAAGGAAUCUGCAACCAGAGAAGGAAGGGCGGCUACCUGAAUCAGCGAGUCACCAGCAGG
Nothobranchius furzeri (turquoise killifish) is the source of this 6010-nucleotide messenger RNA. RefSeq names its product B2 bradykinin receptor. Gene Ontology annotation, cellular component: external side of plasma membrane; membrane. Gene Ontology annotation, biological process: positive regulation of cytosolic calcium ion concentration; immune response; G protein-coupled receptor signaling pathway. Lineage: Eukaryota; Metazoa; Chordata; Actinopteri; Cyprinodontiformes; Nothobranchiidae. Gene Ontology annotation, molecular function: C-C chemokine receptor activity; bradykinin receptor activity; C-C chemokine binding. The record is from RefSeq and is a predicted model, not a curated record.